This is a messenger RNA of Verticillium alfalfae VaMs.102, 3432 nucleotides long. RefSeq lists its product as hypothetical. The record is from RefSeq and is a predicted model, not a curated record. NCBI's taxonomy places the organism in Eukaryota, Fungi, Ascomycota, Sordariomycetes, Glomerellales, Plectosphaerellaceae. The transcript has a single exon. Bases 1 to 3432 code for a protein of 1143 amino acids.
AUGGUCUCCUCUCACAGGCGGUUGGCGCAUCGCCGCGCCAAAUGCAUCCUCUCAGGUGUCGCUCGCGACAUUCUACCCGGCGAGGCCCGGUUCUACUCGUUCUACUCUCCCUCGCUCAAAGGCGGCUUGCACACUGUCAAAGUCAGUCAAACUAUUUCAGCGCCCCCCGACAAAGCCGCCGAGGGACCCGAUAAAGACAAGCGCCGCGAAGAUGCCAUCGCCGAGGAGUCGCAGAACCUCUAUGUCGUCGCACCCAAGUUCAACUUGCCUGUCGGGUGCAUUGAUUCGAUGUUUCCAGCCCCUGGUGCAAUGACCGAGGUGACAGUGCUGCCUCACAUGAGCUUCAAGGACCCUCAUCUCCCGUGGGAACGAGAAGCUGCCUAUAGCCCUGACGAUGCUUCAGACAAGGACGAAAAAGGAGACCCCCGUCGCCUGACGCCGUGGAUUGCACUGCUGGCCUUUGCCGUCGACGAGCUGAAGCUCCCUCCGGCCGACCUCGCCGGCCUUCUCGCGACGGUGACCACAGAGGUCGAUGGCAAACAGAGUGAAAGUAUGGCUGUCCGCAUGAGUGCCGGGCAAAUCCCCAAGCUCGGCGAAAAUUCCCGUCUCUGCAAUGCUAUAUCGUUUGACAAAGACGAGGACGCACGGGAGACAGCAGAGCCCAUUGAUGUCAUCUUCCUGCCCAAGAGCCUCUUCGUGCCGCUCUUCAGCAAGCCAGGCAGUGUCACGGCUCUCGACAACACCAAGCACAAGUAUCUCGCUCACGUUCGACAAGUGGCAACCGACGGUAUGGCGGCUGCCGGGUCUGAGCUCGGCUCGGAUCCCAAGUCUCUCGAAGCCCUCUUCAGCAUCGUCCUGUCCCAUCGUACAGGACCCAUCGGUGCCCCAGUGCCGACGAACAUGGUCGUUCACCUCGUAUCCCUUGAUAUGCCAAAUAACAUCACGCUGCCUCUCUCGGAGAAUGUCACGCAUGCCGCUCUUCUCAGUCUUCACAGUUGGACUUAUACCUGUAGGCCCUCAAACGAAGACGCAAGCUCAUUUUCCCGUUUGACGCAUCUCGGCAAUACAUUAACGGUUGCGCGGCCUGAGCUGCCAGAAGACCGACCUGACAUGCCAUCAUCGCCCUCAGUCAAAGACCUUGUCGAGCAGCGUCAGAGAGACGGGUACACGCUCGUGCGUCAUCGGACGGUAACAGGGGAAGAAACGGCUGCUAUGGUGCGAGGACCCUUGACGCCGACCUUUGUGCCGCACCCGCUGCGCGAGGGGUUUGUGAUGCAGUCCAAUUUUGGCACCGACCUUCAGAUCCUCGAUCCAGAUAUAUCGGUGAUGGACCUCACCUACGCCAGUGCCUGGCAGCUUGGCAAGACAUUGGCCAUGGGUGAUCAAGCCUUCUGCGUCGCUCUUUCACGCCUGCGCAUGGCCAUCGACUCACAAUCUCAGGGUGCCGCCAAGCGCGAUGUUCACAUGGCCAUCGGCGAGUAUGCGUCUCGUAAAGAGACAGUCUCCCAUGUGUUUGACCUUGUCCGCGGCCUUAACGACCUCAAUGAAAACCUACUGCAGAGUGAUCGGGAAGCUGUUAAGGCCGCCACGACCGCCAGCGGCCGCCGAUGGGACGUUGAACACAAUGACGUGCAGGUCACGGAUGGAAGGCACGGCAGCAUCGAUACGUCGCGACGCUCGCAGCAUAUGGCACCUCGGACAUCAGCGCACGCCGACGCCGCUGCAGCAUCCUUCGCUCUUGCGACUGACGGCACGCUCUAUAACGAGCACAAUGUGCCGACCAACACGGACAGCUCCUACGUUUAUUCGUGGAUCAUUGAUAAGGUUCACCUCGCCAAUGUACCCGCCCACUAUCUCGUGGUUGAACCAUCCCACUUGCCUGAGGAGACGCUUCGCUUUUGCUACUUUGACGAGAACUGGAGCGAUGCUCUGAUCGACGGCGCCUUGAGUCUUGCCAACCACUGGGCCAGCGAGCCUUCUGCAGAUGAGAGCCGCGCAGCCAUUAAAAAGGCCGUGAACCUACGCCUCAGGACCCCCGAUGAGAAGUUGGGUCAUGUUCAAAUGCCCAAGUUCGGCUUCCUCAUGCGCUCUGUACUACUGGCUCAGUUCCCGGAUAUGACUGUCAGCGUAAAGUAUGCAAAGAGCUCAACGCUAGGGGCUGCAUCUGCAAGUUCAUCAGGCCCUGAGGAGCCCAUACUUUUGCAGAAGCGGCUCGCACCUGAUACCAUGUUCUGUCUGCUUGAUCGGGCACCACCCGAGCUCGAGGGUAUCACCUUCACGCUGCCACCCCAUCAACAGUGCUUCACCAUCGGCGGCUCCCUGACUACUGAAGAUCUGACGGUGAACUUUCGGCGCAUCUACACCGCCACCGAGGUCAAAGAGCCGGCGAAGCGCAGGCUACCGCUGGGCAGGCCCGAGGUCUUCAAGCCGACGGACACCACCCCCGUAUUCGACUGGAACUUACGCACCCUCCAUGUCGAAGCUUUUGCGAACCUGCAGCUGAAACGCCUGCGCGAUGGCCUCGGCGACGAAUUCAUUGACACAAGGGCGACCUCGGCCUUGCUAGCACUGCAACUCAACGAUCCCAUCCUGCAACUUGACAUUGGCGACUUGUCGAGGCAGGUCUCAACAAGGAAGCCCACCGUUUUUCAGUUCUCCAUCCCUGAGGCCAAACGGGCUCAACCGCCUGAAUUGUCGCCCCUCCCUCAGCGCGUCUGGUCCGGCGCAUUACCGAUGCACCGUCCAAGGCCCCCGUCACCUCGUCAAGAAGCAGCACUCAUCGCUGAAUACGCGGAGGCCGCCAGGCAGGUUUCAAAUUCACUCGCUUUCGAUGCGGCUUCCGCCCCAAUUCCUGACCCUCCAACAUUUGACGAGACGUUUGCCAACCGGCCCAAGUUUCGCCUGAAGGUCUACCCUGUGCGCUCACGCGACUUUGUCCCCAGUAACACAGGUCUACCCCUCGACCUAGUCUUCAGCAUCGUCUACGUCGAGGGCCGUGCCACCGAGCGCCUGCGCCGCCUAACAGUCGAGGUUCCCUGCGGUGCCAUGCCCUCCGAGGGCCGCGGUGGCGAGGAUGAUCCGCUGCUGACGCUGCUGAGUGAAAACGCCGAUCCGCCAACGCCUACCAUGCUGUCGAACCUGCGCUUCAACGUGCUCAAGAGGUGGAGGGAUGACGAGAAGGGACGAGGACGCUAUCUUGUUUUGGACCUCGUGCCACGGUCCAAGGAUGGUGUGCCCGUCGACAAGAUUAAGGAGGCGAGCUUCUUGCUGAGUCGGGCGGACAUUUGUCUGUACGAAGGUGCCGAACCGAGGCUUCCAUUUGUCAAUCUUAAGUAUGAUUAUGGCGACUGGGGGGACAAGAGGUGGAAUGAUGGGAGGCGGGUCGAAGUCAGGCCAUUGCCAUCGAAGUCUGAAGUGCCGCCGACUGAAUGA